Messenger RNA from Closterium sp. NIES-65, 672 nucleotides. The record is from the annotation of a GenBank genome assembly. Lineage: Eukaryota; Viridiplantae; Streptophyta; Zygnematophyceae; Desmidiales; Closteriaceae.
AUGGCGUGCUGGCUGUGGGACUACCUGCGGCGCAGUAGAGCCUCGGGCUUCCUGCUGCCAUUGUCGAGCGGUGCUGACAGCUCAUCCGUGGCUGCCUUUGAGGGCUGCAUGUGCCAGCUGGUUGCUAAAGGUCAGUACCUUCUCUAUGGGUGCCGAAUAUCCUUUUGUGCUUCCCCUUUUCCCGAUCCCUCUGUUCCCCUUCCUCUCACCUCCCACCUAUCUCUCCUCGAUGCCCUCACCUCCCAGGACACACGAUUAAGAGCGAAGCAGCUGGCAUCAGAGAUAGGAGCAUGGCACGUAGACAUGAGCAUUGACUCCGUGGUGGCUGCUAUGGUCGCCCUCUUCCUCACUGUCACCGGCCUACGCCCACGCUACAAGGUGGACGGCAGCAUAACAGCAGAAAAUCUCGCCCUGCAGAACAUUCAGGGGGGAGGGGGGGAGCAGCCGCAGGACAAGGGGGGGGAGAAGGGAAAGGAUGAGAGGCGGAAGGAGAGCACUGAUGAUGGACAGCAAAGGGAUGGGGAGGGAGGAGGAGGGGGAGGGGGAGAAGAGAAGGUGCCGACGGAAGGGGUGUUGGAGCGGGGCAAGGGGAGGGGAGGCGGGUCGAGGCAGCGGGGGGCGGAGGGGGCUUUCUGCUCGUGCUGGGCAGAGCCAAUGUGGACGAGGGGCUAA